AUGUCUAACAAGAACAACAACAACAACAACAACAACAACGCAUCGUCCAAGAGUUCGGAUGCCCCUGAGCAGCCAUCUCAAGUUGGCCCAUCUGGAUCACUUUCGCAGAAUACACAGCCACAGGGCAAUGUGCAGCCAACAACAAAUGAGACGAACAACACUCAAACAGCAGUAGGCGGGUUUGAGAACCUACCCAUCAAGCCCGACGGACCCCCCUGGAACCCGCUCAAUCCGAACCGGGCUCUCAAUCCAUUUGACACGCCGACGGACACAGAAGACCCAAUGUACAUUGACACCUCAGGCAAUGGAGGAGGUUCAAACAACGGAGGAGGCUCAAGCAAUUGA
Molecule: messenger RNA, 345 nt
Organism: Fusarium pseudograminearum CS3096
Lineage: Eukaryota; Fungi; Ascomycota; Sordariomycetes; Hypocreales; Nectriaceae
Exons: 1
Coding region: 1-345 (114 amino acids)
Source: RefSeq, a predicted model, not a curated record